Striga asiatica is the source of this 662-nucleotide messenger RNA. Lineage: Eukaryota; Viridiplantae; Streptophyta; Magnoliopsida; Lamiales; Orobanchaceae. The record is from the annotation of a GenBank genome assembly.
UUGGACCCGAGAAUAAACCGGCGGGCCUUCACGGAGGAGGAAGAGGAGGGACUGAUGGCGGCCCACCGGGCUUACGGCAACAAAUGGGCCUUGAUAGCCCGUCUUUUUCCGGGCCGUACGGACAAUGCAGUCAAGAACCACUGGCACGUCGUCAUGGCCCGAAAGUACCGGGAGCAGUCGACCGCCUGCCGCCGCCGGAAAAUGGGGCAGUUUGUUUUCAGGGCGGCGGAGGACGGCGAGGCUCCGGCGGCUCAGUUGGGCGCCGGUGGUGUAGGUGGUCAGGGGAGCAGGGGAUUAUUGUGGGAAACGCAGAGUUCUUCUAUUGGUUAUUAUCCAGGUAUUUACUACGUUAAGAAUGAAUGGGACAUGGAAACCAAUUCGUGUAACUAUUUGCAUUAUCCGCUUGCCAUCCAACGGUCAGAUUAUCAUCAUCCGCCUGAAUUUUUCGCAUCAAAGGCUCAGAAGGUUUGGCCCAUGGAAGUAUCAGCCGCAGAGGAUAAGAGCUCACCUCCUUUAAUAGACUUUCUGGGUGUUGGGGCUUUGUGAACAAAAAAAUGAAGUUGAAAGAGUGUAUUUAUUAUUAUUUUUUUGUGGUAAAUUAACUUCAAUGUGCCACGUCACUCACGCUCAUUUUUUGCAUCAUAAUUUUGGAGUUUAGCUCU